AUGGCAUCUUUCUUGGAGAAGGCGACUUCUGCUCUUAACGAAGCCAAAGAAUCCGUUACAGCCACCGCUGAAUCCGUCGGUUCCUCUCUAACCGAUGCUCAAAAAACCGUUGCAGCCUCCACCGAAACCGCCAGGAGCACUAUAACCGAUGCAGGGGAAACCGUUGCAGCCUCCACUGAAACGGUCAAGACCGAAGCAGCAGCCUCCACUGAGAAGGCUGCAGCCACAAAAGAGAAACUGACUACACAGGCAAGAGAUGCAGUGGACAGUGCUUUGUCAAAAGGUAUAGAAGGAGCCAAAUCUUUGCUUCAUGUUUUUGAGGAGAAGAGGACUGAAGUAUCAUCCAAGGUCGUUGGAGCUGUUUCUAAUGCUGUAAGUGGAGCAUCGAGCAGCACCAACCGAGACCUUCCCAUAUCCAUAGACAAUCAGCCUUUGUUAGCUGGUGAGCGUGGGGUUGAGACGACGCCGUGGUGGAAGAACUGUUGUGGAGUUCUUGAUCUUCUCAAGACAUCUACUACAAAAUGA
Thlaspi arvense is the source of this 525-nucleotide messenger RNA. Lineage: Eukaryota; Viridiplantae; Streptophyta; Magnoliopsida; Brassicales; Brassicaceae. The record is from the annotation of a GenBank genome assembly.